AUGUUAUCUCUGAAAACUGUAUAUUUUUUUCAAGCUAGCAUUGGAAUCUUAGCCAAUGCCAUUCUCCUCAUCUUUCACUUCCUCACAAUCUACCAAGUCUAUAGGCCAAGACCCACUGAUAUAAUCACCUGCCACCUGGCUUCUGUCCACAUAGUGAUGCUUCUUACUGCACUGGGUCUUUUAUCUGAAAACGUGUUUAAAUCACUGAAUUUUGAAAAUGAAUUAAAAUGUAAGCUUUUGACCUAUGUAAGUCGGGUGAUGAGGGGUCUAUCCAUCUCCACCACCUGUCUCCUGAGCAUCGUUCAGGUCAUCACCGUCUGUCCCAGCUCCUUUUGCUUGUCAAGAUUUAAACAUAAACUCACAAAUUAUACUAUCAUUGCUUUAAUCUGUAUUUGGUCCGUCAAUUUGUCUUCCAACAGUAGCAUGAUAAGCUACACUGUGACUCAUUCCAAUAAGAGCAAUCUACUCAAUGUCAGUAAGUACUGCUCCCUUUCCUCAAUGAACUCCAUCAUUAGGAAAAUAUUUUUCAUGCUUGUAUUAUCCCAGCGUGUUUUAUUUGUAGGACUCAUGCUGUUGUCCAGCAUGUACCUGGUGACUUUCUUAUGUAGCCAUCAGAGGAAGUCUGAGUACCUUCACAGCAUGAGCAUUUCCUCAAGAAUCUCCCCAGCAAAAAGAGCCACCUGUACUGUCCUUGUGCUGGUGAGCUUCUUUGUGAUUAUGUACUGUGUGAAUAUGACCAUCUCAUCCUUCUCAAUUAUGCUGUGGAAAUAUGAACCAGUAGUCUUGGAUAUUCAGAUUCUUCUGGGGAACGUCUAUUCCGCUUUCAGUCCUUUGUUACAUUUUAGUUCUGAUAAACGAAUACUUGGUCUUCUGAAAAAAAUUAUUGAUAUGACAAUGAUUGUAACAGUUAAUGUAGCAAGUCUGAAAAUGUAG
Ochotona princeps (American pika) is the source of this 933-nucleotide messenger RNA. RefSeq names its product putative vomeronasal receptor-like protein 4. Gene Ontology annotation, biological process: G protein-coupled receptor signaling pathway. The record is from RefSeq and is a predicted model, not a curated record. The transcript has a single exon. Gene Ontology annotation, cellular component: membrane. Lineage: Eukaryota; Metazoa; Chordata; Mammalia; Lagomorpha; Ochotonidae. The coding region runs from base 1 to 933 and encodes 310 amino acids. Gene Ontology annotation, molecular function: pheromone receptor activity.